AACCCUAAAGGAAGAAGCAGAAGCAGUAGAAGAAGCAGAAGAAGAACGCCGAGCGGGGAAGUGCUUCUAACUGACCAAUGAAAAGUAAGACCAAAUAGGGCGGCGUGUAAAUGACGUCACCCGUGUUCAACUGAAAGAAAACGAGGACUCUGUAAGGGCGUGUGUAACGUUAGUGGAACCGACUGUCCCGCUCAACGGUCAGGAAUGUCAGCUGGCAACGACAACGGGUCUCGACUCAGCCAGUUCAAGAACAAAGGGAAAGAUGCCGACGAGCUUCGGCGCAGGAGAGUGGAGGUCAACGUGGAGCUCAGGAAGGCCAAGAAAGACGACCAGAUCCUGAAGAGGAGAAAUGUGGACAGGCUUCUGGAGGAACCGACGUCUCCUCUGCAGGAGAACGAUCCCAACGCACAGCACUGGUCUGUGGAGGAAAUUGUCGGAGGUGUAAACAGCCAGAAUGUAGAUGAGCAGCUACAGGCCACUCAAGCAGCCAGGAAACUUCUCUCCAGAGAAAAGAACCCACCUAUUGACAUCAUUAUUGCUGCUGGCAUCAUCCCCAAGUUUGUUAGUUUUCUGGCAUUGUCUGAAUGUCCACCCAUCCAGUUUGAGGCAGCUUGGGCCCUGACCAACAUCGCUUCAGGUACAUCGGACCAGACUGCUGCCAUUGUGGAAGGAGGAUCCAUUCCAAACUUGAUCACCCUGGUCUCGUCCCCACACCCACACAUCAGCGAGCAGGCCAUUUGGGCCCUGGGUAACAUUGCUGGUGAUGGUCCGAACUUCAGAGACUUGGUGAUCAGUCAUGGUGGUCUUCAGCCGCUCUUGACUCUGCUGGCAGUGCCUGAUCUGUCUGUGUUUCCUUCCAGCUUCCUGCGCAACGUCACUUGGACAUUAUCAAAUCUGUGUCGGAACAAGAAUCCAGCGCCACCUCUGGCAGCGGUGCAGCAGCUACUUCCUGCACUGGUGCGCCUCCUGCACACAGAUGACAGAGAAAUUCUGGCCGAUACCUGUUGGGCUGUGUCCUAUUUAACUGACGGUUCUAACGAGAGGAUAGAGGUGGUGGUGCAGUCUGGCCUGGUGCCCCGCUUAGUACAACUUCUUGCCUGUGGAGAGCUGUCCAUUGUGACUCCAUCUUUGCGAUCGAUUGGUAACAUUGUGACGGGAACAGAUGAGCAGACCCAGUGUGUGCUGAAUGCAGGAGCCCUGACAAUGUUUCCUGGCCUACUGCGUCACCACAAGCCCAACAUUCAGAAAGAAGCAGCCUGGGCUAUGUCUAACAUCACUGCUGGCAGGGACUCCCAGAUUCAAGACGUUAUAAAUGCAGGCUUGAUACCCAUUUUAGUGGAGGUCCUCAAACAGGGAGACUACAAGACCCAGAAAGAGGCAGCAUGGGCUGUAACUAAUUAUACCAGUGGUGGAACGGUGGAACAGCUGGCCUACCUUGUUCAUUGUAAUGUACUAGAGCCUCUGCUCAGUCUACUGACAGCAAAAGAAAGCAAGAUCAUCUUGGUCAUCCUGGAUGCAAUCUACAAUAUUUUACAGACGGCAUCAAAAACUGGUGAGAUUGAGAUGGUGCGCCUAAUGUUUGAGGAGCUGGGAGGUUUGGACAAGAUUGAAGCACUGCAGACCCACGAUAAUGAGGCUAUAUACAAGGCCUCUCUCAACAUUAUAGACAAAUUCUUCUCUGAGGAGAAUGAAGAGUCUGUGGUUGCGGCGUCGUCUACAGCAGAAUGCUAUACCUUCCAGAUCCCUGAAGACAAAAGCACUUUCCAGUUUUAACUUGUUCACUUUAUAAAUUCAAAUAUUUUAUAUUUGUUUAUAUUUUUGUAUUUUUUAGGCAUUUGAGCUUUGUACGUGACAGUACUAAGACAAAAUACAUCUAUUGUAAAAAUAGUUGUAAAUAAAUUUUAUUCAAGCAAAA
Molecule: messenger RNA, 1915 nt
Organism: Betta splendens (Siamese fighting fish)
Lineage: Eukaryota; Metazoa; Chordata; Actinopteri; Anabantiformes; Osphronemidae
Product: importin subunit alpha-1-like
Exons: 11
Coding region: 205-1773 (522 amino acids)
Biological process (GO): NLS-bearing protein import into nucleus
Cellular component (GO): nucleus; cytoplasm
Molecular function (GO): protein binding; nuclear import signal receptor activity
Source: RefSeq, a predicted model, not a curated record